GGUCAAAACCGUACAGCCCAGAGCUGUACAAUUUCGCGACCCGCCCUCUCCAUGUGCUGGGCUCCAGGGGAGGUUCUACUUCCUUUCCCCAGCGGUCUCUAGAGCUGAAGAUGGCUGCUGUUGCUGCUCUGGGAAGGUUACUGAAACCUGCGCUCGGCCGGCCCGUUGCUUUUCACUGGAGGGCGUGCUCGGCUGCUGGAAAGUCCCUUCGAAUAGUUGCGCCUGCAAUCUGGAGGAAGUGUGAAGCCCAGACAUCGCCGAUUUUCCCUCGGCUCCAUUUCAGUACUAGUUCUUCAAAGUUUGUCCCUGCUGUUACCCAGCAUGCUCCCUAUUUUAAAGGCACAGCUGUGGUUAAUGGAGAGUUCAAAGAAGUGAGUUUAGAUGACUUUAAAGGGAAAUAUCUGGUCCUGUUCUUCUACCCAUUGGAUUUCACCUUCGUCUGUCCAACUGAGAUUAUUGCUUUCAGCGACAAAGCUAAUGAAUUCCGUGAUGUGAAUUGUGAGGUUGUUGCUGUAUCAGUGGACUCUCACUUUUGUCAUCUUGCCUGGAUAAAUACACCACGAAAGAGUGGUGGAUUGGGCCAUAUGAACAUAUCUCUUCUAUCAGAUUUAACAAAGCAGAUUUCUCGAGAUUAUGGUGUCCUCUUGGAAGCAUCUGGUAUUGCAUUACGGGGACUUUUCAUCAUUGAUCCCAGUGGAAUUAUCAAGCAUUUAAGCAUCAAUGACCUUCCAGUUGGCCGCAGUGUAGAAGAAACACUGCGCUUGGUGAAGGCAUUCCAGUAUGUAGAAACACAUGGAGAAGUGUGCCCAGCAAACUGGACCCCAGAUUCCCCCACGAUCAAGCCUAGUCCAGAAGCUUCAAAAGCAUAUUUUGAAAAAGUACAUAAAUAAGUCAAGAGAGGGGAAGAAUUAGUAGAAUAAUGUGGGCUCAAACCAGAAAUUGAUUUUUAGGAGAGCAGUCAGGAUCAGAAUACAAAUGAAAACCUAUAAUUACGUGGGGAAAAGUCUGUUAUUUUAAAGGAUUUUCCUCUCUUCCUGGUACAUUUCAGUAGCCCCAGGUACAUUUAACUGACAGCACUAAGUCCUUGGCAUUUCUAACAUGUAACAGCACUAAGAAGAAGUUCCCUUUUAAAAAUUUAAUAAUAAUAAUAAAUGAUGCCUAUGUUUUAUACUGUCUAGAACACAUUUACACUUUGGAAUUGUGCAUCAAGAAGUGUGCAGAAAUUUCUCUUGGUUCGUUAUCUUUAUCGGUCAUAGGCACUCUAAAAAAGAGGGCUGUUAAACUCUUGUGUCUUCCAUCUUCCUCAUCUGCUGAAAGAUUAAUAAUCAAUUCACACAACUUGUGUUUAUAUUACAUGAUGCCUGGCCUAUGUUUGUCUGUACAAGGCUAUGUCUACCCAUGUAGAUUUCAGCCCCCACUCUCUCUCCCCCCCCCCCCCCGUUUGGGUGAGGUGUACAUGUUCAGAUGCAUAUUCAUAGAUCCAAACGCUCAAUAAAUACUCUACAAAUGGUGUGUGUGAGUCCAAGACACUUCUGCAAUUUCCAUUAUACAAAACCAACCACCUGUGCUGCUCUGUGUAUUAGGGUAACAAUAAAGUAUUGUGAAAUCUGCAGUCAACCAUCAUAUGUAAGGUGUUGAUUGUAUUGGAAUAUUUGUGCAGGGAAAAUGAAGGAUUAAUACAUUUUUUAAAAAAUAUAUAAUUAUGUGAAUUAAAACUUCAGUUGUACAUAUUACUUAAUAGUGACUUGUUGCAAUUGAUGCUGACUGUUGAUGCUUUGGACUCUCCGUUGUACUAUGGGGUGUUUGUAAUUAUGUGGAAGAUUCAUUAAUUAAUCUGUGCAUUACAAGAGCUUAUUUCCAAAAUGAUUUUGAACAUCUGCCUUAAGGUAUGCAGCAGUGAAUAAAUGAGGCUUUAAAAAACCUGCUUGAGAUAUAUUGUAGUUCUUGUACCUAGAAAUCAUUAGGCAUGUUUGCUACUCUGUUUAUAUUAGAAGAUAAGAAGAUGAUAUUGGAUUUAUAUCCCGCCCUCCACUCCGAAGAGUCUCAGAGCGGCUCACAAUCUCCUUUACCUUCCUCCCCCACAACAGACACCCUGUGAGGUGAGUGGGGCUGGAGAGGGCUCUCACAGCAGCUGCCCUUUCAAGGACAACCUCUGCCAGAGCUAUGGCUGACCCAAGGCCAAUCCAGCAGGUGCAAGUGGAGGAGUGGGGAAUCAAACCCGGUUCUCCCAGAUAAGAGUCCACACACUUAACCACUACACCAAACUGUGGACUUCUUAACCCUGAGAGUUUCUGCUUCAUUUCAGAGGAUGCUUCUAGCUCUCAAAGGGUCAGUGAAAUGCUCACCCUGUCAGUUUCCUCUGGAAUUGCUUGGAGUCACUGUUCGUAUUGACAUGCAUCCUGGAAUUGUUUAUAUAGUCACCUAAAAAUUGUUGUAGUUACACCAGUCAUAAUACCCUGUUUCCCUGAAAAUAAGACCUACCCAAAAUAUAAGCCCUAGCAGGAUUUCUAUGCAUUUGUUAAAUAUAAGCCCUACCCCGAUAAUAAGACCUAGUGAUGGGUGUGGCUAUGCAGCGCAUCUGCAUAGCCACGCCAUGCAUUUCGGCGCGGAGUGGUAAGGAAGAGUGAAAUACCUGGAGAGUUAUGACAAUGUUCCAGAAGAUGACUUAAUUGUAUUUGAAUAAAUGUAGAUUGUUGUAUCAUACUUAAUAAGACAUCCCCUGAAAA
Heteronotia binoei (common prickly gecko) is the source of this 2726-nucleotide messenger RNA. RefSeq names its product peroxiredoxin 3 (gene PRDX3). Bases 111 to 890 code for a protein of 259 amino acids. Gene Ontology annotation, biological process: cellular response to stress; response to oxidative stress; cell redox homeostasis. Lineage: Eukaryota; Metazoa; Chordata; Lepidosauria; Squamata; Gekkonidae. Gene Ontology annotation, cellular component: cytosol; mitochondrion. The record is from RefSeq and is a predicted model, not a curated record. The transcript is spliced from 7 exons. Gene Ontology annotation, molecular function: thioredoxin peroxidase activity.